Messenger RNA from Fopius arisanus, 1769 nucleotides. RefSeq lists its product as uncharacterized. The coding region runs from base 127 to 1635 and encodes 502 amino acids. The transcript is spliced from 7 exons. Lineage: Eukaryota; Metazoa; Arthropoda; Insecta; Hymenoptera; Braconidae. Gene Ontology annotation, molecular function: DNA binding; protein binding. Gene Ontology annotation, biological process: regulation of transcription by RNA polymerase II. The record is from RefSeq and is a predicted model, not a curated record. Gene Ontology annotation, cellular component: nucleus.
UUCUCGUUCGCCUCUCUAGUUAAUUUUCUCGUCCACAGACCUCGUUCCAAGUUCCGAAGAGGUUCGCUCUGCCUUAACAACACUCAAAUAUAUAAAAUCCUGAAAAAGAAACGAAAGUGAAACAGUAUGUCAGAACUAUCAAGUGAAUCUCUGAGUGAUCAAGACUACUCCUUCAAAUGGAGCGAUUAUCAAAAUCAUCUGUCGACGGUUGUCAGAGAAUUACUAGAGGAGGAUUGCAUGGUAGAUGUAACGCUAUGUGUUGCUGGAGAACGCAUCCAUGCACAUCGUAUUGUCCUAUGCGCCUGCAGUACCUUAUUCCAAGAAAUUCUGAGUGAAACAAUGGAAGAUCAUCCUAUCAUAAUUAUCAGUGACAUAUCAGCAAAUGAUGUCAGAUCUAUUGUGGAGUUCUCGUAUCAUGGAGAAGUUAGAAUACCUGUGGAGAAUAUUUCUAAUUUAUUGGAGGCUGCACAGCUAUUGAGAAUAAAUGGAUUAAUGGAGAUUGAAGGACUCGAUGAGCAUGAACCUAUUGUCAGCAAGGAGCUAACAGAGGAAAUUAGUAAUCUGGAAAAUUCAUCAGAUAACGAUGGGCGAGAGAUGUUGAAUGCAAUUGAAGGAGACAGUGAAUUACACGAGGACGUUGACCUCGAUGACGAUAAUUCCAUUGAGAGAAAGAGGAGAGGAAAGAAAAAGAGGGAUUACCCGAAGAAGGAGUACAGCGAAGUCAUGCUGGAGACAGCUAUAAGUGACUUAAAGAAUGGAAAAACUUUGAUUGAAGCUUCUAUGAGCAAUAAUAUUCCGAGGUCGACACUCUACAUGAGAGCCAAGGCACUUGGCAUUCAGUUGCAUGCAGCGAGAAAUGAAUAUCCCAUCGAAUGUAUGAAAUCUGCCAUCGAGACGGUUCUCAAUGGUGCAAGUUUGCAACAUGCCUCUGAAAUGUACGGUAUACCAAAGACUGUUCUUUGGAGGCGUAUACAGAAAGAAGGAUAUCAAAUAGUUAGACCGGACAUGAGGAGAGCAUACGCCUCUGAAAAACGAGUUGCUGCUGUUAAAGCACUUGAGAGAGGUGAAAAUCUUACAAAAGUCUCCAAUGAGUUCAAAAUACCGAAAACAACAUUAUUCAGAGACAAAGUAAAACUAGUGGAUGAGGGAAAAUUACCAGAAUCGUUCUGGAAGCGACGAAAAACUGAAGAUGAGGACUUGAAGAAAAGUAGACUCGAGAAAGCAGUUGCAGCUUGCAAAGGUGGUAAAAUGUCGCAAGCUGCAGCAGCCACACUCUAUGGAAUUCCCAAAACCACGAUUUGGAGGAAGUUACAACAGAAAAAUAGGAAGAAUGAGGAUUGCUCCAGCUCCAGAGUUGCAAAGAAACAGAAAAAGAAUGACAAUACUUCUGAAAUAAAGUCUGAAAUGGCAGAUGAGGACUUUUCUCUCUGUGAAGUGAGCUCAGAGAUCCCUAUAACGUACAUCGACGAAGACAGCAUUCCCCAGGAUUCUGUAAUAAUUCUAACAACAGAAGAUGUCGACAGUCUCAACUUGGAGGACAAUCGUCAAAUAAUUGUCAACGCAGAUUCUGGUCAGGAGUUUGUUCCCUGUACAAUAAGCAUAGAGGAGACAAAGUAUUGUCCAGCUGAAAGUUAAAAAGCAUUCGGGAACGACUUUCAGCUAUUGACAUAUGCAUAAAAGCGAAUGAAAUAUAUUGUGAUUUUGAAAAUUUAAUAUUUUAUUGAAAUAGACUUAUUGUAAAGAAAGUUUUAAAUAAAUGAAGUAUUUAA